CAAAUCAUCAACUAACAUCAUUUCUACGUUUUUCGAGUUUACUCAAACUAUUGAUCUACCAUUUUCCACUGAAGAUAAGCUCAGAAGAAACUGCUAAGGCAAGCACCAGAGAGAUGCACAAUGUUCAUUUAGUUCAUUUACGGUUUCUGAAGCUCCAGAGAGAUACACGGCGAUCAUAUCUAUAAUUUUUCCCAUAUUCCAUGGAAUCUGUAUCAGUAUUGUUGAUUCUGCUAACAGCGUGGUCAGCGAGGGCAACGAAUACUCCACCCCCUCUGCCCGUUCUACCGCUUCCGUCAGCGCAGCAGUUGAAAUGGCAGUUGGGCGGCAUGGCGAUGUUCUUCCACUUCGGCAUCAACACCUUCACAGACAGCGAGUGGGGAACGGGCCAAGCAGAUCCCUCGCUCUUCAAUCCGGGCUACCUGGAUGCCAGACAGUGGGUGAGGGUCGCCAAAGAAGCCGGCUUCCGCCGCGUCAUCCUGACAGCUAAACACCACGACGGCUUCUGCCUCUGGCCCUCCGCUUACACCAAUUACUCUGUCAAGAGCAGUACCUGGAAAGGGGGUAAUGGUGAUGUGGUUGCUGAGUUGGCAGCGGCCGCCAGGGAGGCAGGGAUAGGGCUUGGUCUAUAUCUGUCCCCCUGGGACCGUCACGAGGCCUGUUAUGGUGACACCCUGCGGUAUAACCAGCAUUACUUGGCUCAGAUGCGCGAGCUGCUUACCAGGUAUGGGCCCAUACAGGAGAUAUGGUUGGAUGGGGCCAAGGGGAAGGAUGCCAAGUUCAUGGAAUACUACUUUAAAGAAUGGUUUAGUGUGAUUCAUCAGCUGCAGCCAGGGGCUGUCAUUUUCUCUGAUGCAGGUCCUGACAUCAGAUGGGUGGGUGAUGAGGGUGGAGUAGCUGGUGCUACAUGCUGGUCCAUGUUUAACAGCAGUGAUGUGACAAUAGGUGGUGAUUUAGAUGAGCAAUAUUCUCGCCAAGGUGAUCCAGAUGGUUCUAAUUGGGUACCUCCAGAAUGUGAUGUGUCUAUAAGACCUGGUUGGUUUUGGCAUGGUUCACAGCAGCCUAAAACAGCAACUUCUUUGUUGGAAAUAUUUUACAAAUCAACGGGGAGAAAUUGUAUGCUACUGUUGAAUGUUCCACCGAAUAGCACAGGUCUUCUUGCUUAUGAAGAUGUCCAAGUGCUUCAUAAUUUUAAAGAUAUUCUGAACUCAAUAUUUUCUGUCAAUUUAGCUCAAAAUGCUAUUAUCACAGCAAGUAGUGUCCGUGGAAAUGAUUUCCAAUUUGGAGCAAGCUGGAUUCUUGUUGAUGAUAUUUUUACGUACUGGGCCCCUGAUGAGGGACAGGAAAAAUGGCAUCUACAUAUAGAUUUGAGAAGGGUUAUUUCCUUCAAUGUAUUAUGCUUACAGGAAGCAAUCCAAUUGGGACAGAGAGUGAGUCGAUAUCACCUGGAUGUUCUAGAAGACGGAGUGUGGUGCACUGUAAUGAAUGGUAGCACAGUUGGAUAUAAAAAGUUGGAACGUUUUAGCCCUGUUAGCUCUCAGUUUUUGAGACUUACGAUAGAUGAGGCUCGAGCUGACCCACUGAUUGCCUUCUUUGGUCUAUACAUGGACAACACAAGUAUUGUUUACGCAAAUGACAGCAGUAAAGCAAUUUCAAUUUCAGGAGGCACACUAACCAAAAUAAAUCUUACAACAUUGGAUGGAAAAAUACAAUCAGUUUCUGGAAAUUUGAGCAUGAAUAGUGUACUAACAUCAUAAUUAUUCAGGUGACUAUUUUCUGUACUGGAGUCAGUAAAUGGGUAAUCAAGAUUUAUUAAUUGCUGAGUUGUGGAGGCAGUAGAAGGGAGAUAAGCAGAGAAUGUGGAGAGCAUCUUUGUGAGAAAUAAAGGGAGAUGUAGAUGAUUCGGGGAAGUUUGACAGUUUCAACUAUUCUGAAUUAGCGAGAAAUAAUUGCUGCCAUAUUUAAAUUGGAGCUUUAGGCUAUGGUGGAGAGCAUCUUUGUGCCAAUUGUUGGGCGCAAUCGGCAUGGUGUGUAGGACUGUCUGUAACAAUUGCGGGCUAAGCUACAAAUACUGGUGUAUAGAUUUAUUUCUAACGACUGCGGACUCAGCUGCAGAUUGAACAUGUUGACUUGGCAAGACACUCCUAUCUUCUUCUCCACCAUACUCCUUUCUUUAUAAAUUAGUAUGAUAAUUUUCAUGCUCGUUUCUAUGUCA
Messenger RNA from Cryptomeria japonica (Japanese cedar), 2212 nucleotides. RefSeq names its product putative alpha-L-fucosidase 1. The transcript has 3 exons. Gene Ontology annotation, cellular component: lysosome. Gene Ontology annotation, molecular function: alpha-L-fucosidase activity. Gene Ontology annotation, biological process: glycoside catabolic process; fucose metabolic process. The record is from RefSeq and is a predicted model, not a curated record. The coding region runs from base 201 to 1754 and encodes 517 amino acids. Lineage: Eukaryota; Viridiplantae; Streptophyta; Pinopsida; Cupressales; Cupressaceae.